Rubroshorea leprosula is the source of this 3638-nucleotide messenger RNA. The record is from the annotation of a GenBank genome assembly. Lineage: Eukaryota; Viridiplantae; Streptophyta; Magnoliopsida; Malvales; Dipterocarpaceae.
AAACAUACCAUAAGUGAUUAGAUUUGGAAUACAACAAUUGAAGCUUAGGGCAUCUUGUAUUAGGGGUGGAUAUGGUUUGGUUUUGGUUACAAUUACAAUUAAAUUAUUAGUUAACAAGGAAUGGUGAGAAAGCACAGAGACGGGAAAAGCAGAUGGCACCAACAGAGGUCUCCGAUGGCCAGAGAACAUGGAGCUCAUGGAAGAUAUGCAAUGGCUUCGAGGGAUCGAAAGAGAUAUAGAAGAUUGACACUAAUCAGUAUGGAAUUGCUAAAGAACGAGUGGAGUUUCCUCUUUUCUAACUUUCCGGUAGAGUGGAACUCUGAGAUGCUAUGGGCGGUAUUCUCAAGGUAUGGGAAAGUCCUUGAUGUUCGUAUAUCCAAAAAGAGAGAUAAAAGUGGAGGGAAGUAUGGUUUUGUGGGCAAGUUGAGGAGGGUGGAGUCGGCGAAGACUACAAGGGAGACGAAGUGGGUGGUGAAGGAUGCGGAUUCAAAAAAAGGAGUAAAAGGGGAAAGUGUGAACUCUUGUGAAAGGGGAGUUAGAGAGAAAGCAACAAGUGACCAUGGUGAGGAGAGGAAGGUGAUCAAGUGUGAUGUGGAAGAGAAGGAUUAUGCUUGGUUGAAUGCUUGUGCAAUAGGUAUGGUGUUAUCCCUAGAAAUUAUCCCUUCCCUACAGGAGAUCUUUGAGAUGGAAGGGUACUUCAACAUUGCAAUUGUCCCUUUAGGGGGAAGUAUGGUGUUGUUGAAGGGUGAAGAUGGGGAUCAUUUUGGACAAUACAUUUAUGCUGAUAAGCAUACCAUGAACAAAAGUUGUUUGGAAGUAGCUAGAGUAUGUGUCUUGGUGUUUGAGUCUAAGAAUAUCAAUGGUGGUUUGGUCUUAAAUGUUAAUGGUCACCCAUUCCAAAUACAUGUCUCUGAGGAAUCAUGGAGAUCAAAUCCUGCAUGGUGGAUAUGUGGCAAUGAGCAAAUUGAGGAAGGCGACGACACCUUGGAUACAACCUCUUCCAACAGUGUAAAUAGGUUAGAAAAUAAUUUUUUCGGUGAUGGCAAGGGGGAUGUGAAAUGGUCAUAUGCAGAUGCAUGCAGAGAGGGCGGUGGGAGCAAGGUAGGACCUCAUGAAUUAAGGAAUGAGCUGGAAAAUAAUGAUGAUGGAAAUCGCAUUAGAAAGGUUAAUUCUGUGGAGUUAGAGAGUGUGAACAGUGGAGGAGAUAUAGGAAAGGGCUCAGAGACUAGGCUUGAGAAGUCUAAGGCCCAAGAUGGUGAGUCCAAUCGAAUUGAUUCUAAUAUGAAGGGAGAAGUGGGCUUAGCCCAAAAAGAAGUACCAAAGAAGCUUAAAGAGUCCAAUGAAUGUCAUAAGCAAAGAACAGAGAAGGAGAGACGCUGGCGAGAUUUGGAAGAAGUUUAUUACUCAGAGAUUAGUGAUACGAAGUGGGUAACUAGAAAAAAUAGGGGAAUUAGGAGGAAACCUAAGAGGAAAAGAAGGACGCAGAGUAGCAAGAUUGCGGGACUAUCCUUAUCCAAUAGUAGGAAAAUAGGGAUUAUGAUUGGGGAAAAUGAGCAGGAAAUUGUGAGGGUGGUGGAACAAUUGGAGGAUAGAGAUAAGGAGGGAGGCAUGCGCAACGAUUGGGGUCCAAGACCGUUUAGAUCAGUGGAUGAAUGGUUAAAGUAUCCUGGGUUUAAAGAAGUUAGUAGAGAGCAAUGGGAGAUAGCAACAAUGGAGGGGUUCAUCAAAUUUGCUUGGGAAAUUUUGGAGAAGGAUAUCAUGGAUUUUAUGCAAGAGUUUCAUGCCAAUGGCAAAUUGGUGAAAGGUAUAAAUCCCAGCUUCAUUGUCUUGAUACCUAAGGUGGAAAAUCCAGUAAAGCUCAAAGAUUAUAGACCAAUAAGCCUCAUUGGUAGCUUAUACAAGAUUUUAGCCAAGGUUUUAGCUAAUAGGCUAAAGUCAAUUAUGGAUGGUCUAAUUUGUGAAAAUCAAUCAGCUUUUGUGGGGAAAAGGCAAAUAACAGGUGGUGUUCUGGCUCUGAAUGAAGUUGUAGAUGAGAUGAAGAGAAAAAGGUUGGAGAGUUUUAUCCUAAAAGUGGAUUUUGAGAAAGCAUAUGAUUGUGUGAAUUGGGAUUUUUUAAACUGCAUUAUGGAGAAAUAUGGCUUCGGGGGAGUGCAUUAUUUGUUGGAGGAGGCUGUGAAAGUGGGACAACUUGAGGGGGUUGUUAAAGGGAUUCUUAGGUGGUUCGAACUGAUGUUGGGUUUAAAAAUCAAUUUCAACAAAAGUAGCAUUAUUGGAGUGAAAAUUGAUGAAAUGUGGAUGAAGAGGGCGGCUGAAUUUCUAAAAUGCAAGAGAGGGUCGAUCCCUUUUAUGUAUUUGGGCAUGCUAGUGGGUGACAACCCAAGAAGAAGAAAGAUGUGGAUGCCGGUGGUGGAAAGAUUUCAAAAAAGAUUAUCAGGUUGGAAAUUGAGCUCCCUGUCUUACGGUGGUCGGUUAAUACUUCUUAAAUCGAUACUUUCUUCUCUUCCUUUAUAUUAUUUCUUUGUCUUUAAAUUGCCAAUGUGUGUGUUGCAAACACUCAAAAAAUUAGAAUGGGACUUUUUGUGGGGGAUAGGGAUGGAUGCUAGGAGGAAAAUCCACUGGGUUUCUUGGGAUAAAGUCUGUUUGGGGAAAGAUAAAGGAGGAUUAGGUGCACACAAUCUUAGAAUUAGAAAUCUUACCUUAUUAGGAAAAUGGUGGGCAAGGUUUGAAGACGAGGAAGGAGGUUUGUGGAAGAAGGUGGUGAUGGAGAAAUACUAUAGAGGCAGAGAUGCAAUAGGGGUUGAGAGUGUGAGGAAGAGGAGAUUAUCUAAAGUGUGGGGAGAUAUUGUAUCAAUUGGUAGAGAUGUAGAGGUGUCAAAGGAAGUCAUCAGAGAUGGUUUUUUGUGGAAGCUAGGGGAAGGAAAUAGCAUUAGAUUCUGGAUGGAUAGAUGGUUAGAGGGCCAUGCUUUAGAGGAGAUAUAUCUGAGACUAAAAUAUGUCUCCUCUAAAAAGGAGAGUAGAGUGCAGGAAAUGGGGGAAUGGAAGGAGGGUCAAUGGCAUUGGAAAUUCAAUUGGAAAAGGACUCUGUUAGGGAGGGAAUUAGAGGAGGAAAAGGAGUUAUUGGGGUUGAUAGAGGGCAUGAGAAUACAGGCUGGACAACAAGAUAAAAGGAUGUGGACAUUUGAUGGAACUGGAGUGUACACAUCCAAAAAAGCCUAUAGCCUUUUGACUUUAGAUCAAUGGAUCUUGGAUGCUAUUUUAUGCAAAGCAAUAUGGAAUAAUUUUCUUGUUGGAAAGAUGAGUUUUUUUUUCUCAGAGAUUGUUUUUGGACAAGUUGCCUACAAAGAGGAAUUUGAGUUCAAAAGGCAUUAACAUGGAUGGCGAUAACAAUUUCUAUGUUUUUUGUGGGAAAGCGGUGGAAGAUGCAGACCAUGUUUUUGUGCAGUGCUCAUUUACUUAUGAAGUGUGGAUGAAGAUCUUAGCUUGGUGGGGCAUUCAUACAGCAGUUGGCGGUAGCGUGAAUUAGGCUUUUUGGCAACUUAGUCAAGGGUGGUAGUAUGAUAAAAUGCAAGCUGUCUGGUCCUUUUUGUUCAUCUCAGUCACGUGGCAUCUUUGGGGCCUAAGAAAUAAAGUGAUCUUUA